Molecule: messenger RNA, 6523 nt
Organism: Syngnathus acus (greater pipefish)
Lineage: Eukaryota; Metazoa; Chordata; Actinopteri; Syngnathiformes; Syngnathidae
Gene: myo9b
Product: myosin IXb
Exons: 41
Coding region: 475-5937 (1820 amino acids)
Biological process (GO): intracellular signal transduction
Cellular component (GO): myosin complex
Molecular function (GO): ATP binding; GTPase activator activity; microfilament motor activity
Source: RefSeq, a predicted model, not a curated record
UGGCCACAUGCUGUCUAAACUCUCGAGCUAAAACGUGCCCGAAUAAAUCUCUUGCGUUAUUUGAUCAUUUUCCCUUUUCUUUUGAACAACCAAAGUGUGCAUAUUUAAAUUCAACUGUAGUAAAAGUGUGAAGUGUUCUCUCGUGGGUACAUGUGGGUGUGGGGUGAAAAUGUAGGAAGUAACUUUUCAGCUUUCCUCUGACGACAAGCAGCAGGAGAGAAGACGUCACACAAAUCUUGAAAACUUCUUCUACAUACUUCCCAUUUCUUUUUAUAAGGAACAUAAUCGUCGCCAAAGUUGCUUCGUCGUCAUUUCAAAGUGAACUCGAGUGAUUUAUUUGCCUACUUUCACCGGGAAAAGCAGGUGAAGAAAAGCAGGUGAAGAUAGCCCCCCUUACCUGGCGUCGUGUCAUUAGAUUCGAACGAAAAAGAAGAAGUGCUUCUUCAAGAUGAUAUGAGUGUAAAUUCCUAAAGAAUGAGUACUUCGGAUGGAGAGGCCCGUGUUGUGCAGAUCUACCAGAGGCUGUGUCAGGAUGCGGCUGCCCACUGCCCGCUGCAGGUGGCUGCGGGAGACACGGCCGCAGAGGUGGUCUUCAACGCCGUGGUCUCUCUGGGGCUGGCCGCCGACCGCCGUUACAGCCUGCUGGAGGUGAGGACGAGCAACGAUGAGAAGCGGCGGCUGCGUGUCGAUGACUUCCCCCUGGAGAGGGUCCUGUUGUGGCCCCCGGAGGCCCAAAAGAGGCACCCGCAGAGUCUCGGGUACUACUUCAGCCUGGAGGAGACGCCGGCCGAGAAGACGCCGGCGGAGGCGUACGACGACCUUUGCGGCCUCCCCGCCGUCACAGAGGAUGCCGUCGUGGAAGCUUUACGCUCUCGUUUCCUCGAGCACAAAAUUUACACGUAUGCCAGCAACAUCUUGGUUGCGCUCAACCCCAAUAAGUUCCUGCCGGUGUACUACAACCCAAAGUAUGUCAAACUGUAUGAGAACCAGCCGCUGGGCAAGCUCAGCCCGCACAUCUUUGCCAUGGCCAACCUGGCCUACAGGACCAUGCUGAACUGCAAGGCCAACCAGUGCAUGGUGAUGUCCGGUGAGAGCGGCUCAGGAAAGACUGAGAGCAGCAGCUAUCUGGUCCACUGCCUCACGGCGCUCAGCCAGCAGACGUACUGCAGCGGCAUGGAGCGUGCUAUCCUCGGCGCCAGCCCUGUGCUGCAGGCUUUUGGCAACGCAAAAACUGCAGCAAACAACAACUCCAGUCGCUUCGGGAAGUUCAUCCAGCUCAACUACCUGGAGAGCGGCGUCAUCCGAGGGGCGGUGAUCAAGAAGUACCUACUUGAAAAGUGCCGGCUGAUUGACAGAGAUAAAAGGGAGAGGAACUACCAUGUCUUCUAUUACCUGCUGGCGGGAGCAUCCAAAGAUGAGCGGGAGGAGUUUUGUCUGCUGGCGCCUCAGGAUUAUCUCUACCUCAAGCAGGAAGACCUCCACUUGGGCGAUGACGAGAAGCUCGUGCAGGAGUACAAGAGGCUCCAUCAAGCUAUGGAGAUGGUCGGCUUCUUGCCCUCUACUAAGAAACACAUAUUUUCCACACUCUCCGCCAUCUUGCUUUUGGGCAACGUGAGCUUCACUCUGCCGGCCAACAAUGAAGCUUUGGAGGUGGGGCCGGCUGACAUCUUGGCCACCUUGUCAGACCUCCUCAAGGUUAAAAAGGAGCUGCUGGUGAAGACUUUAACCGAGAGAAGAGUCUUAAAUGGCAGUGACACGGUGUUUUCACGCUACACGCUACAGGAAGCCCUGGCAGCACGGGACUCCAUGGCAAAGUCUUUGUAUGCUGCUCUCUUUGAUUGGAUCGUCCUUCACAUCAACCAUGCUAUGCUCAACAAGCGGGACGUGGAGGAAUCCAUUUCUUGUUUGUCCAUUGGGGUCCUGGAUCUGUUUGGCCUGGAAAACCUGCACACCAACACUUUUGAGCAGCUGUGCAUCAACUACAGCAACGAGAAGCUUCAAUGUUACAUUAACCGACAAAUCUUCACUCGUCAACAAGAAGAUUAUGAGGCCGAGGGCCUCAGUUGGCAACGUUUUGAGUACAGUGACAACAGCAAGUGUAUUCAUCUGAUCAGUCAAGGCCUCUUCAGCAUGUUGGACGAGGAGAGCAACCUCCCACAAGCGACAGACGAAGCGCUGUUGGACAAGUUAGCGCUGCAGCUCAAAGACAACGCGCUCUUUGCAACCUCCGUGGAUUGCGAGUCGUCGUUUGUUAUUCACCACUUUGCCGCCAGUGUUACAUAUUGCAUCAAGGGCUUCUUGGAGAAAAACACGGAGCAUGUGAAGGCUGAAGUCGUAUCUCUUCUCCGCGGCAGCGAGCGGGCGUUCCUGCAUAACCUGGUGGCGUCCAGUCCUGAGGCGGCAUUCCGUUGGGGCGUCCUCCGAGCCAUCUUCCGCAUCCUGGCAGUGUUUAGGGGCUUAGGACACAAGCGCGUGGAGAAGAUGGCCGCCCGACAGGCUUCCCGUAUAUCUCUCAAAGACAUGAAACAAAGGACCAGCCACAUCGACAGAAAUUCCAGCAACUCCUACACGCUGGACUUCUCCUUCGAUCGCUCUGACGAACAGCCACUUGACGUCUUUGAGGACAUCUUUACCAAUUUUGAAAAGAGGAAGAAAAGUAGAGCUGGUCGACGGAAGCAGCUUAUUCCAAAGAAUCUCAUGAAUUUGCGCUCACUCCAGCACGUCGUGGGUCUUGCGGAGCACAAUCUCACCCGUGCAGCCACCUGUCGACCUGCGACUUUGACCGUUUGCGCUCAAUUUCAGGCAUCACUCACAAAGCUGAUGGACACUGUUAAAAAAGCUGAGCCUUUCUUUAUUUUCUGCUUGCGCUCCAAUGCAGAAAAGAAAGAAUUUCACUUUGACGAUGAGCUCGUGCGCCAGCAAAUCCGGUACAGAGGCCUCCUGAACAUGAUUCAAGUGCAGAAGUCGGACUACAAUGCCAAAUUUUCUUUUAAGGAAUUUGUUGAAAAAUUCCGAAUGUUGCUUCCGAAAGGGGCCACCGAGUCCCCUGAACACAUCACUGAGCUGUUGACCCGAAUGGGCUUGGAUCAAACCACCUACCAAAUUGGAAAAACAAAGGUGUUCCUGAAAGAAAAGGAGAGGCAGCUGCUGCAAGACACCCUGAACAAGGAAGUGAUGCGUCACAUCAUAGUCCUGCAACGCUGGUUCCGUGCAUGUCUGAUCAGGAUGCACUUCCAGCAGAAGAGAGAUGCCUCGGUUAUUAUACAGAGGAAUUGGCGUGAGUUUCACGAGAACCGAAGUAAAGCCGCCUCGGUCAUUCAGACGGCGUGGCGGGCUUCGCUCAAAAGGUCGGAGAAAGAGCACAAAACAAGCUGUGAAGACAUUUCAAAAGAAGUUCGACCCGCCCGAGCCAGCUCAUCAAGAAAAGGAUUACGUCGGCAGCACAAAGUGGAGGUGAGCCCAAAUAGAAGCGAGCAAGCUGACACAGUCAACGGUCAAGAUGGGCGAGAGGGUCGCGUUUCUCCGCCACCCCUCAACCGGCCGCUGUCCCUGCCUUUGGACCCCAGAGUGGGUAGCGACACGACUGGCACCACUGACUCCCCUAAGAGCAGCUCCCUCCAGCGCUACAAAGACACAGGCGACUUUAAGGAGAAAGCUGAAAGGUGGCGGGACAAAAUGAGCGACGAGUCCAGUCCAGAAGUGAGCAGGCGGCAAGACAAAUGCAAAGAUGACCUCCGGUGCAAGGGGAAGUCCAUGUCCGUUGAUGAACUUUCCAAAAUGAGCUCAUCCGGCUCCGAUAGCUCACCGUCUACAAGAGAGGUCAGGGUGCGUUUGCGCAAAAAUCCAAAGCGCAAACGGCGCUUAGCCUACGCCCGCAGUGGCUUGAUGAUUAACUUUGCUGGCUCCAAGGAGAGCGAAUACUGGAGUUUUCCACUCCCCCCCUUCAGCCCCCGCAAGUCCACCUUGAAGACUUCGGCCAGUAGUGCGGACGUCCGUGCCCUCAAAUCUCGGGUCAAGUUCUCUGCAGAGCCGGACGGGUCCAGGUACAGCCUUCCUGCCAGAAGCCCCAACAAAGAUUCAGGACAACAACAAUCCAACCAAUCGCAACUCACCACCCCUGAAAAGAUUUGGUUUCUUAGUAGGUUCUUGCGAAAGCGGGCGCCUAAGUCACCCGCCAGCAAUGACACUCCCCUGCAAGAUAAAGUUGACUCAGGUCGGGUGGCUGGCAACCCAAAUAUCAAAAUCAGUCGGACUACGCGGGCCCUGCGCUGGAAUGUCUCACUGGAACGCGAGAUCCAAGACCCCAAAGAGCUGCGCAACCUGGAUGAAUUUCUCGGCAACCAAAUGAAUGACUUGCGAAUGCGAAUCAAAGACCUGUCACAGACAGAGAGCAUCUUCCUCUCGGCCACCAUGCAGUUCAGAGAUACCAUUAAAAGCAUGUUCUCUUUGCAGAAACCUCAGAUCGGCUACAAAGAUCUAAUGAAAGGCUACCAUAACAAAGUCAGCUCUCUGGCCGGCUCCAAGAAUAAGAACGAAGUGUCGCUUGUGGUCAACUUGUUCCAGUCGAUGCUGGAUGGUUUCAUCAGGGGCGAGAUCAAGAGGAUGGACUCGGAUCCAGUCAAGGCUACCAAGACGACAAAGAAGAGAAGGAAAAAGGACAAAUGUCCUGAUGGUCCUCUUGAUCACCGCUUCAGCACCUACCAAGUGAACAUCAUGCAGUCAUGUGACCUGUGCGGCUCCUACAUCUGGGGAAUGGAGAAAGCCUACAUGUGCAGCUCGUGCAAGUUGAUAUGUCACAAGAAAUGCCUGAAAAAAAUCAUCACUGACUGCUCGACACGCUGCGCCCGGCAGGAUGACAGCGUACCCGGCGGCCUUCACUUCGGGGUGCACGUUUGCGUCCUGACCAACAAGGCCAACCCCAUCCCCAAGGUAGUGGAGCUGCUGCUGAUGCACGUGGAGAUGAACGGCCUCUACACCGAGGGCAUCUAUCGCAAGUCGGGCUCCACGUGCCGUGCUCGGGAACUCCACCAAAUCAUGGAGAUCGACCCUGAGGCGGUCAAUCUGGACAACUACCCCAUCCACACCAUCACAGGCCUGGUGAAACGUUGGCUCCGAGAGCUGCCUGACCCGCUCAUGACUUUUGCUCUCUACAGUGACUUCCUGCAUGCUGUGGAGUUUCCAGACAGGGCUGAGAGAAUACGGGCCGUGUACCAAAAGGUCGAUGAACUUCCCCUGGCCAAUUACAACACACUGGAGCGGCUCAUCUUCCACCUAGUCCGUGUGGCCAACGAAGUGGAUUACAACAAGAUGACGUCAAGUUCCCUCGCUAUCGUCUUCGCCCCGUGCAUCCUGCGCUCCCCCAACUCAGACGACCCCUUCCUCGGCAUGAAGGACGUGGCCAAGACAACCACGUGCGUGGAGAUCCUCAUCUCUGAGCAGUUCAGGCGCUACAAGGAGAAGCUGCAGAAUAUCCAGGAGCUGGAGUACGCUGAAGCCUUGGCUGUCAAUCAACUCAAGCUGAAGAGACAAAACACAAUUGUGGAAGAACCGUGUAAAAUGGAAAUUCCUGACGAGACUGAUUCGGAAGAAAGGACUCUCAUUGAAAGAAUCAAGUCCAUCAAGCAGGAAAAAUUGGACCUGGCCUGCAGAUUACCCGAUCUGGAGCAGGAGAACUCUGACAAUGAGAUCCUGGACUCGUCGUCGUCCAUGAGCACGGAGAGUCUGGAAGAUCGCCUCGGCAGUCUAGACUCGGAAGCAAAGACAAGCAAAGUCAGACACAUGCCGGAGGACAUCAUCAAGCCCGAGUGCUUCGAUGCUUCCAACUCUCCUCCCACCAUGGUCAGCAAACAAGCGUUCAGUGGUUGCUUUGACCAUUUGGAAAUUCCUUACAUUGAUGAAGAGGAGAAAGAAAAGGAGGAAGACGCGACAAGCAGUUAACGCCACCCUUGUUGUGGUGUGCACUUUAGUCUUGCCAGUGCUGCUAUAGAAAACCCUGAUAAACGUACAGCACAUGUCACCACAAUCAUUUUUUCACUUUUAGAGUGACACACCUAAAAGCAUAUGCAGCACCGCCAGAGCAUUUGAUGCAAUCUGCAGUGCCAUUCUGAAGAGAAAUAAAACAUCACAGAAAUAUUUGACCCUUAAAAUAAUGAUUAAUGUAUUUUUUCCAUCAAAUUUAGUAUGCCCCUUGGAGGACCUCCCUACCUCUUUGAGAGAAACCCAUUGUAUUGUAUCUUACUGGUAACUCAAUGUUUGUCAAGGUACUAAAUAUGGACAAUUUCCACAAGGAUGAGAUAUGGGCGACAUGAUCCCAAAACAAUACUGUACAAAAAUAACAAAGUAUUGUACAUAGUAUUUCCAGCUGCUGUUUUGUUGUUUCGCAUUGACUGAUCGUAUUAACAUAUUGUUGCCUUUUAGACUGACAUAUUUCCUGAUAGGAGAUGUACAGGCAUGUACAUGAACAUAUCUGUGGCAAGUUAACUAAUUUUGACCCGCUCCAUGAAAUAAACUUAUUUUUUUCUCA